UUCAUCCUUCAGUCCAGGCGAAGCCCACCACGUUGACAUGCCGGAGAUCCGUCUCCGCCACGUCGUGUCCUGCAGCAGCCAGGAUUCGACCCACUGUGCAGAAAAUCUUCUCAAAGCAGACACUUACCGAAAAUGGCGGGCAGCCAAGGCAGGCGAGAAGACCAUCUCCGUGGUCCUGCAGUUGGAGAAGGAGGAGCAGAUACACAGUGUGGACAUUGGGAACGACGGCUCGGCCUUUGUGGAAGUGCUGGUGGGCAGUUCGGCUGGAGGGACCAGCGAGCAAGACUAUGAGGUCCUUCUGGUCACCUCAUCUUUCAUGUCUCCUUCUGAGAGCCGCAGUGGCACAAACCCCAACCGCGUUCGCAUUUUUGGGCCUGACAAGUUGGUCCGGGCAGCAGCAGAGAAGCGCUGGGACCGGGUGAAGAUUGUGUGCAGCCAGCCCUACAGCAAGGACUCCCCCUAUGGCCUGAGUUUUGUACGGCUUCACAGCCGCCCAGACAAAGAAGAAGCAGAGGCCCCAUCCCAGAAGGUGACAGUGACCAAGCUUGGCCAAUUCCGGGUAAAGGAGGAGGACGAGAGUGCAAACUCCCUGAGACCGGGGGCUCUCUUUUUCAACCGGAUCAACAAGAUGUCUCCAGCCACAGCCAGUGACCCGGCAGGACCCAGCUAUGCAGCAGCUACGCUCCAGGCCUCCAGUGCAGUCUCCUCAGCCUCGCCAGUGUCCAAGGCUGCAGGCAGCACCUCCAAGCCUCAAGAGUCUCCGAAGGGAAAGAGGAAGUUGGAUUUGAAUGUGGAAGAAAAGAAGACCCCCAGCAAACCAUCAACCCAGCUCUCACCACCUGCCCUCAAGAAACCCAAAGUGCCAGCCCCAAACCGUGCCCCAGCUGCAGCCCCAGUAUCCACCCCAGCACAGGGCACAAUGUCAGCGAAGCCCCAGGGAGAAGGCGCCAAGCCCAAGGGCACCCGAGCUGGUGCGCAGGAACUGGGGAAGAUCCUUCAGGGUGUGGUGGUGGUGUUGAGUGGCUUCCAGAACCCAUUCCGCUCCGAGCUCCGAGACAAGGCCCUGGAGCUGGGGGCCAAGUAUCGGCCAGACUGGACCUCGGACAGCACCCACCUCAUCUGUGCCUUCGCCAACACCCCCAAGUACAGCCAGGUCCUGGGCCUCGGAGGCCGCAUUGUGCGCAAAGAGUGGGUGCUAGACUGUCACCGCGUGCGGCGACGGCUGCCUUCCCGGAGGUACCUCAUGGCAGGGCCUGGCUCAAGUAGUGAGGAUGAAGGGGGCUCUGACAGCGGCGGCAGUUCAGAUGAAGUCCCCAAGCCUCCUCAAAAGCAUCCCCAGACCAAGGCUAAGCCCCCCCAGGCAGCGGGACCCAGUUCACCCCAAAAGCCCCCAACCCCUGAAUUGACCAAAGCAGCCUCUCCAGGACCCCAGGAAGAUACAGACAUCGAGGACGAGCCAUCAGGACCGGAUAAUGGGGCAGAAGAGUCCGGGGACACUGAGGACGAGCUGAGGAGGGUGGCGGAGCGGAGAGAGCAGAGGCAGCCCCCUGGCACAGGGGAAAACGGUGAGGACCCGUAUGCGGGCUCCACGGAUGAGAACACAGACAAUGAGGAUCACCCGGAGUCUCCCGACCUGCCCAUUCCAGAGCUCCCAGACUUCUUCCAGGGUAAACACUUCUUCCUGUACGGGGAAUUCCCUGGAGACGAGCGUCGGAAGCUCAUCCGAUAUGUCACAGCCUUCAAUGGGGAACUCGAGGACUACAUGAGUGACCGAGUCCAAUUUGUGAUCACAGCACAGGAGUGGGAUCCCAGCUUCGAGGAGGCCCUGGUGGACAACCCCUCCCUGGCGUUCGUCCGGCCCCGAUGGAUCUACAGUUGCAACGAGAAGCAGAGAUUACUUCCUCACCAGCUGUACGGGGUGGUGCCCCAGGCCUGAGUGUGCUCCUUGCAUGCACACAUGUGCACACACUCACACGCAUACACACACGUUUAAUAAAGGUGACUUGGUUUGGAGACCAUCUCACUUGGCGUCUCCAUAAACUGCGAGAGGCUCCCAGCUUGGGAAUCAUCUUGGUCUACUUUCCCUCCGAGGGCC
Castor canadensis (American beaver) is the source of this 2095-nucleotide messenger RNA. The record is from RefSeq and is a predicted model, not a curated record. NCBI's taxonomy places the organism in Eukaryota, Metazoa, Chordata, Mammalia, Rodentia, Castoridae.